This is a messenger RNA of Plasmodium yoelii, 537 nucleotides long. RefSeq names its product thioredoxin 3, putative. The record is from RefSeq and is a predicted model, not a curated record. NCBI's taxonomy places the organism in Eukaryota, Apicomplexa, Aconoidasida, Haemosporida, Plasmodiidae. The coding region runs from base 1 to 537 and encodes 178 amino acids. The transcript is spliced from 5 exons.
AUGGCACUUAUUUGCAUUGGCUCAGUUUGCUUUUCAUUAUUCCAUGUUGGCAUUCUAAUUUUAGUUAUUAUUAAUUUUUUUUAUUCACAUAUAAAGAAAAGAUUACCUCAAUGCUUCAAUUCCAAUAAUGAUAAAAUAAAUCAAAUACAAAAUGCUCUACAAUUAAAAAAGAAAAAUAGAGAGUAUGGAAAAAGUUCAUUUAUAAAACUAUCAGAGAAUUCAAAUAUAAAAGAUAUAUUUCAGUCCAAUAAAUGUAUGACUGUUGUUUUGAAAUUUGGAGCAACUUGGUGUAAGCCGUGUGUUAAUAUUGAAGAUUAUUUUCGAGAUCAAACAAAUUAUUAUGUUGUUACAUUAGUUUCUAUUGAUGUUGAUACUCAUAAAGAAUUGAAAAAGGAACAUAAUAUUAAUGCUUUGCCAACAUUUGAAUUUUAUUUUUUUUUAAAUGAUAAAUGGAUAUUAGCAGAAAGGAUUGAAGGUGCUAAUGAAAAGGAACUUGAAAAAGCAUUUCAAAAAUAUUCCCUACCAAUACUGGACUAA